AAUGGAUAUUCCUCCCAGAGCCCAACAUUUUUUAGAGUGUGACAUGGGAGAAUGUGAAAGAAACUGUGAGUUCUACUGUAACAAUUGCCAUUUAAGAUUAUGCAAACAAUGUAAAGGAGAACAUCUGAAAAGUCCAAAAAAGAAAAAUCAUGAAGUGGUCCUUUACCAGCAACGCAAAAGACAGCUACCUACAGAGAAAUGUGAGAUCCACCCCACUAAAGACAUGGACAUGUUGUGUGAAGAAUGCCAAGUUCCAGUUUGUUCCAAAUGCGUCACACAAAAAGAACAUCGAGGGCAUUUAUUUACUGAUCUGGAAACAAUUUUUGCAGAGAAAUAUGCAGUCUUUCAAGAAGAAAUCUCUAAAAUCCACGAGUAUUUUCUCCCUACAUCAGAAAGUUUACAGAAAGAAAUUAAAAAAGAUUCCUCAGAAAUCAAACGGAUCAUGGGCAACAUCAGAAUAUCCAUGAAGACUGAAGGUGAAACCCUGAAAAGUCUGGUGGACACAGUCGUAUCUGAGAAUAUGAAGCAAAUAGACCAGAUAGAACACUUUCUUUUAGAAGAUCUUAAAUCCCAAGACAAGACAAUGAAUGAUUACAUCACUUAUCUUAAUAACAUUGCCAAAGAACUUCAAAGAUGCCAGUUCUCUACAGAACCCCAGAAAUUAAUCUCCGCGAAGAAGCCAAAGAUCCAAUCAAUACCAGAGACAACCAAACCAGUCACACCAGGGUUUACUGCUGGCCAGUACAGUGAGAGUGAUGUUUCCAAAUUACUAGGUAAAAUACACGUCCCAAACACUAUAGGAGAUAAGAGAGAAAUGAAGUCCAUGGACAGUGUUUACUAUACAGCAAUGAAACCUACACAUAGACAAAUGAAAGACGUCAGAAAGAAAUCUGAUAUGAAACGAUCAUGGUCUAUAUCUGCCUCUGUCAAGAAGGUCAGAGAGUUCAAAGUAGCAGAUCUUAAUGGUUUAUGGCAUAUAUCACUAGGUCAACUAAGCAGACUCUGGAUCAGUGACAAUCAGAAUAACCUUGUACAAACAGAUCUACAAGGGAAAGAAAUAAAGAGGAUGCAAUCCAGUGGACAGGAUCAAGGUUACCACACAGUCACACAGGACGGUUAUCUGAUCUUUACAGACCAAGACAAGAAAGUCAUCAAUAGGAUAACACAGGAUAAUAAUAUCACUGAAUUCAUCGAAACUGGAGAUUGGGCACCACUCAGCAUACACUCCUCCCACAUCAACGGGGACUUACUGGUAGGGAUGUUGACAGAUGAAGAGGCUAAAGUCACCAGAUACAACAUGACAGGAAAAGAAAUACAGAACAUACAGAGGAAUAACAAAGGACAAAAACUGUAUAGUGAGCCACGGUACAUCACAGAAAACAUCAAUGGCGAUAUCUGUGCAUCAGAUUGGGAUAUAGGAGUAGUGGUGGUGAAUAAAUUAGGACAACACAAAUUCUCAUAUACUGGUGUACAUGUGGAGUCAUCAUUCUGGCCUAAUGGAAUCUGUACUGAUGUUCUCGGUCACAUCCUGGUGUGCGAAGGUUCCAAAGAUACUGUACAUUUCCUUGAUCAAGAUGGUCAGUUCUUGUCUCUAUUACUCACACAACAACAAGGAGUAAAGUAUCCUCGUAGUGUGUGUGUGGAUGGUGAGACCAAUUAUCUUUAUGUGGGACAACUAAACAAAACAGUGACAGUGUACAAGUAUCUUUCCUGUGAUUAAAAUUCUGUCAAAACAUGUAUCAAGUGCUGGUACUGCAAUUUACAUCAAUAUGAAAUGGUCUCCGACAUCAUAAUCAACGAUUCAUGAUUAAACAUUAUCACACUGACUGUAUAUUGUUUUU
This is a messenger RNA of Saccostrea cuccullata (small rock oyster), 1841 nucleotides long. RefSeq names its product E3 ubiquitin-protein ligase arc-1-like. Gene Ontology annotation, molecular function: zinc ion binding; ubiquitin protein ligase activity. The transcript has a single exon. Lineage: Eukaryota; Metazoa; Mollusca; Bivalvia; Ostreida; Ostreidae. Bases 2 to 1720 code for a protein of 572 amino acids. The record is from RefSeq and is a predicted model, not a curated record. Gene Ontology annotation, biological process: protein monoubiquitination.